CUCCCGUUCCCUGCCCAACAUCGACCGCAAAUCUCCCAAGAACAAAGCAGAAGAAGGUCGCCAUCUUUGAAAUUCGCAGCAGGUUUGUUGCAGCGCAAUAUUUGAAUUAAGUCUGGCUUAAUUUACAUAACAGUGAAAUAAGCUGCAUGGAAAACCGAAAUAUGCACCAAGCGAGGAUGCUUGGUGCUAACUCUCCUCAGCCGGGGAGGCGAGGGACGGACUCCCCGGCCUCGUCGGAGCCGACGCCGGCGAACAAAGGCAGCCCGGCCCCGCCGCAGCAACAGUCUCCCGCGGCCGAGCAGAGCGAAGGAGCCGCGGAGGAAACGGGGGAAGGCCCGUCGAAAAUGACUCUGGAUAUAGCAAGUUUUCGGAAGCCCGGAGAGAAGACGUUCACCCAGCGCUCCCGCCUCUUUGUCGGCAGCCUACCGCUGGAUAUCACGGAGGAGGAGUUCAGAAACCUGUUCGCUAAAUAUGGGAACAUUAACGAGGUGUUCGUUAACAGGGAGCGGGGAUUUGGAUUUGUUUGCUUGGAAACCCGAACUCUAGCGGAGAUCGCUAAAGUCGAGCUGGACGGGUCGGUUCUGAACAACAGAGCACUAAAGGUCCGCUUUGCGACGCACGGAGCUGCACUCAAAGUCCGCAAUCUGUUGCCAGUAGUGACAAAUGAACUCCUUGAAGAUGCGUUUUCUCAGUUUGGACCUGUGGAGCGGGCCGUCGUUGUGACGGACGACCGCGGCCGUUCCACUGGGAGAGGCAUCGUUGAGUUUGCAAGCAAAGUCGCCGCCCGUAAAGCCCUGGAGCGCUGCAACGAGGGAGCGAUGCUGCUGACGACUACUCCAUGUCCCACCAUCGUGGAGCCAAUGGAGCAUCUGGACGAUGAAGAUGGUCUCCCUGAAAAGAUUCUGCCAAAAACUCCAAAGUAUUACAAAGAGCGAGAGCAGCCGCCCCGAUUCGCCCAGCCCGGCACGUUCGAGUUUGAAUACGCUUCUCGCUGGAAAGCUCUGGACGAGAUAGAGAAGCAGCAGCGAGAGCAGGUCGACCGAAACAUCAAGGAGGCCAGAGAGAAACUGGAGGCGGAGCUGGAGGCCGCCAAGAACGAACAUCAGCUAAUGUUGAUGAGACAAGAUCUAAUGAGACGUCAGGAGGAACUGCGGCGGCUGGAGGAGCUGCGCAACCAGGAGCUGCAAAGACGAAAGCAGAUAGAAAUGAGGCAUGAGGAGGAGCGACGGAGGAGAGAGGAGGAGAUGAUGAGGCACAGGGAGCAGGACGAGCUGAGACGCCAGCCUGAUGGCAGUGGCGGCAGCGGCUUCGUUCCAAACUACCAUGAAAACAGGGAACAGGAAAUGAGAGUGGGUGAGCUGGGCCCUCGUGGAGCCGGUAAUAUGGGAGAUGGGUUUAACCAGGCCUCUGGAGGGCCCACUGGUAACCAGGGGCAAAUGAUGGGCGUGAGUGGAAGGGGAGGAGCCAUUGCCCCAGAGGGAACGUCAAAUAUGGGGACACCUAUGAUGUCAGAGAAUGGAGCCAUGCGUAAUGAUAGGUACCCUCAGGGCGGAUCAAUGGGCGGUCGAUCGGAGGUCGAGUCCCCAAAGCAACAGCAGCAGCCAUUGGGGCCGCAGGGUGGACCAGCUCCAGGAUAUAGCAGAGGCAGUCCAAGUCCAGGAGUCUUUGAGGGCCCAAAUAGCAAACGUCGCCGAUACUGACGUCUAACAGUUCUCAUGUGGAUUAGCAGCCAGUGCAAUUUCUUCUUUUUCUACACAAGACCUCGAGGUUACCCAUCACCAUCAUGACUCCAAUUUUCUGGACAACAAAGCGGCAUGUUUUUGUCCGUUUGUGGAUUUACUUUUUGAUUGUACUACCAGUUUUUAGAAGAUUUGGAUGAAGGUCUUCGACCUCGUCAUUGCAAACACACACACAUUGGAAAUAAAUUUUAUUUAUUUUUUUUUAUUUUGUGAAUAUGCAAACAGGUUUGGGUCGGAAUAUAGCCUCAAUUGCUUUCUAAGGUGGAUUAUGUUAAAGGUUCAGACUUUCUGCUGUGUUAUUCUCCACCUGUCAAAUAGAUGUUUGCCAAGCAAAAACAUAUGAGGUUGAUUAACUCAUGGUCAUUGUUGCUUUUUGAGUGUUUUACUAAUUUCUCCUGUAAGUCUGGUCAAUAUUUGUCCAGACUCAUCUGUUGGUCAACUUUGAUCAUGUGAUUAAAAAGGAAACUAAACGAGGUCCAAGAAAAAAAGUGGUUAAAAGAACCAGGUGCUGGUCAUUUCACCCCUUUGCCAUUUUUUUUUAUAUUAAGCAGUUACAUUGUGGUUCCAAGCCCCAUCAGCAAGGCUGUCCAUGUCCACAUCGUCUCAGGCACUUGUAGUCUCACUUCCUAGCAAAAAUAUAUUUGCUCUCAAGUCAAUAUGCACUGAUAAAAACAAUGUUUAAAGGUUUAUAUUUCAAAAUAUGGACCAUAGGUUUUAGUGGAAAUCUAUGUCAACACAUUGCCUUGAAUGUUGGCACAAAGCUUCAGUGUGGAUUUGUUUUUUUAGAUAAACCUUUCUAUAUUUUAGCAUCCAUUUUAAUUUGCAAAUAUGUGCAUAUCCUUGUCUUGAUGUUUGGAAUAUAAAUUUCAUCCAAGAAGCUUUUACUACAUCAGAUUUACAAAUGAGUUUUUUGCCUUCUAGUUUCAUGCAUAAUUUACAAAAUCUAAAAUCUAAAAAAUAAAUAAAAUGAAAUCAUGAGUGAAAUUAAAGGAUUUUAGCAGUAUUUGCUUUCAGACUUAAAAAAAUAAAAACUUAAAGAAAAUAACAGCUUCCAGAGUGCAAAAUGGAAGUAGAAUGAGAAAUCUGGCAAAGAGGUGAGUUGGUACCUUAAGAAUUUAUUGCCAUGUUCAAAAUAACCUGCUUAGUUAAUUUUAUGAACAUUUAUCAGCUUUUUUACAGCAACACUUUAAAACUUGAAUUAAAAUGUUUUUCAUUUAAAACUGAUGUUAAAUUAUGUUAAAUUUAACAUAAUUUAGAGUCUGCAAGAUCCUUUUAUCGGUCAACUUUACACUUCCUGCUGUUUGUAUAGAUUUUUAAAAUAAGUGAUUAUUCUUACCUGUAGAUGAGAAUAAUCGUAACAGAAAUAUGGUGUGUUGUGCUUUUGUUAUGGAGAUUGUACAAUUGUACAGUGACAAAGCGAGAGCAUAUUUACAUUAUGAAUGAAAGAAGCCACAUGUAAAGUCACUGAGUCGUCCCAGGCUUUAUUUACCUUCAGUGAUUUUGUUUAUCCAGUGCAAUGAUUGCGACAUCUUGAACUCAUCAGAGAAGUUGUUGUGGGUUAGAAAUCUUGCAAUUAAAAGGUUUUAAAGCGUUUUUGUUUUUUAAGUGUUUGUUACUUUCCGAAACUUUUCCAUGACGAUGAGUACUGUGAAAUCCUCCUUUUAUUCAUUUUGGGGAUUUUAUUUAUCCUUAUUUUUUGCUCAGAACUACAGGAAAUGUUCUGUAGGUUUUGUGCAUCUUGUAUUUGAUGGUCAAGAGAAAUAAAAUGUUUUUUUUGUCGUUA
Messenger RNA from Poecilia reticulata (guppy), 3522 nucleotides. It is a transcript of the gene pspc1, whose product is annotated as paraspeckle component 1. Gene Ontology annotation, molecular function: RNA binding. Lineage: Eukaryota; Metazoa; Chordata; Actinopteri; Cyprinodontiformes; Poeciliidae. The record is from RefSeq and is a predicted model, not a curated record.